Molecule: messenger RNA, 3659 nt
Organism: Ornithodoros turicata
Lineage: Eukaryota; Metazoa; Arthropoda; Arachnida; Ixodida; Argasidae
Product: ras-related protein RabQ-like
Exons: 10
Coding region: 2928-3530 (200 amino acids)
Molecular function (GO): GTP binding; GTPase activity
Source: RefSeq, a predicted model, not a curated record
AUACUGUCCGUUAUCUGCAACUGACAAGUAGUUAUCUCAAGUUUAUGCGACCAGCGUCUCCUGCACGCCGCGAUUAGGCGUUGGAAACCAAGGCGUCUUUGAAGCCAUUUUUCGUCCGCCGGAUUGGCUUCGAGCUUCCACUCAGUGUUUCCUGACGUUGUAUGGUGUCACCGCUGUGUGACAGCUGCGUUUGGUGACAUUUGAUUUCGCUCUUUUGCUCUCGGACGAAGAAUAAGAAAAUGAUACGAUACUGAGAAUUCGUGGUCCUAAUCUAUGGUGAACUAGUCCUUCUAGUUCGUCGUACCUAAUCAAACGCAAGUGUGCGAUUUUUCUUCUCCUUCUUUUCUUCUUAUGGCGAUAAAAGUACUUUGCAGUAAAGUACCCCCAAAAAGUACUUGAGGUCCAGCACAAAAUACACGUUCAAGAUUGUACUUGAAGUAAAGAACAAGUACUGAGAAAUGUAGUUAAAGUAGUACUUAAGUACUUGGUACUUUAAGUAAUACCCAUCACUGCUUCUAGAGCACGCUUUUAACAAACUCUCCGUCUGGGCGCUUCAGCGUAGAGUAUUCAAGCGUAGAGCAUUCAAGCAUCACCACAACGGGAUCUUCGAAGAGGUAGACUAGAGGGAACGCAAGCGCCACGGAGCUGCCGCAAAAGAUUCGUCGUUUGCGAGACGAGAUUGGUGUUCCGUCGUCUCGUUACUUCUCGGUGCACAUUGCGUGCUACCCUUCUCCACUCCGUACCCCGUCUCACCCGCCUACCCUUCCUCUCCAUUCCUCUCUCUCGCUCUGGGAGGCAUGGCCGCUGUCGUCUCCUUUACAUGUACGGAGAGGUGAACUGUUGUGUUUGCUCUGUCUGUUUCCUGUCCUGCGUCCGCAACUGAGUCCGUUGCUGUCAUUUCACCUGACGAUGGCGAAUCGCAACACCAAAGUCGUUAUCGUCGAGAUAACGAUGGCAUCCCCUGUCUCGUCGCACAGCUGAUCGUAAGCGAGUGGUGACUUGGGCGGCCCGCGGCGACCCUAUCUUCAGUCGUUCGCUCUAGACGAUUUCAUGUUGAUGGAAAAUUGUAUGUAUGCAUAUUUAUUGUUUACUUAUACGUCAAAGACUCCAUAAGGCAUUACAUAACGGGGAAGCACUCACAAAAGGCUGAACAUUAAUUUCGCACACGGGAAAAAUUGAAAGAGGAGAUAGCGUGGUUGCAGUGAAGUAAUAUCAUAGUUGAUCAGUUACCAGGUGUUACGAAGGAAGUCGUGUGGCAUAGUGGCACUUUGAUCUUGUGGAUAUGGCUGUAACGUCGGGAUACCGUCUGGAUUUGCAAAACGGAGCUCUCUACUGGAUAUGCUGUUAUAUAUUUUGUGAAGAAGCGACAGCCCAGCGACAUGGCGCCUGUCAAAACGUUCUAUACCAAGUAUGUGCCUCCACCCACAUUCGAAGCACAUCAAAACAGUCUCUUGCGUCAAAACAGUUGUCAUUUAGGAGCCUCCACUGAUAAUUCAUAUGCUGUGAGUAAACAGGGUACGUAGAUUUGAUCCACUCUACUGAACUGUCAAUACGAUGUGUCAUGCUAUGUGUUGCUUUAUAGUGUGUAAUGCUAAGGCUGAGACAUACACUGAAGGCAGGAACACAAACAGGCUAUCUGUAUUUCAAUGCAAAAGUGAAGACCUUGUUGUACUUAUUAUAUCUCCAUACAGAUAAUAAGUACUUACAAAUGUCAGCACACACUAGUAGACAGGUCCCAAUAGUUAUUAUACUCUAGGGAAUUUUUGUAAAUUUUGUUAUAUUUUGCAACAUCAACAACCGCAACAAACUUGCAGGCGAGUCAAUCGAACGACAGAUGUGGCAUGACUUGUAUUAAAGGAAAAUGAUAUUGUGUCAAAUAAAGAAUAAUGUAAUGAUUGGAUAUUUGUAAUAAAGAGACAGAAAUUGUAAUCGAGCAGCAUCGCUUUGGGUGAGACUGACUUUGAAGGCUGGCUGUCGCUGCAUCGAGCUCUUCUUCCGAGUGGGCAUAGAGGACCUACAGUCAGGAAACAAGUGUGUGUUGUUCAUACUUGACACAUAUAUUUCAAUCGAAACUGUCAAAUUAAUUCUCUAUGUCUUAAGCUGGGUUGCACUACUGCAGAUUAGACCUCCGUAAACUUGAGAGUGCAGUGCCAUGGACUGUGCAGGCAAUGGCUCAUUUGUAUGUGCUCCUAAUUGAAUGAAAAUUCUAACAUUUAAAUUUUACUAGUGACACUUUUGGAAUGUAUGUUUUACGUAUCGGAACCUUCAGUGAAAAAUAUUUAAAGAAAACUAUGUUGGCAAUUGGUGAUUUUUUCAAGUUAUCGGUUAGUUACAGUUUACACAUUUUUUGUACAGAGCAGUGUCCAAAGCUUCAGCUCACUUGACGUAUCCAUGGCAUGUUCAUUUGUCUGUCACACAAACAGGGGUGACAAAGGAUAAGACAGCGUUCACACAGGCCGACGUUCUGCACCAACUGCACAUUCAUGACCGACUCAAAUUGGAGGGAAUCUGUCACCGAACGAAACCUUCAGAAAUUGGUUGUGCAUUGGCAAGUCAGCGAGAGGAGCAUUGUCACAUGACUUAUGCCCUCACUUCGAAUGGUGAUGCAAUUUUAUUUGUGUCAUAGUGCCGAACUACUAUUAUUAGAUUGCAUUGGUUACGAAUUGUGCAGGUGUAGCUGAAAAAUAAUAGUUCUUAAAAGGUCAAAGCCGCAGAGGCAUCCCAGUUGGCAUUUCUUAAGAGAAUGUUGUUCUCUUGGUGGAAUAAGAUGAUGUGAGAUUGUUUGUCUGCGGAGCUGCCUAGUUGGUACUUGUGUAUACGCAGAUGGCACCGCCUCGAAGUGGGUCUGUUGGUCUCUGUGAACACUGCUUAAGGAACAGCCACAAGGCAUACUUUGGAAUCCUUCUCUACCUGACUUGUAAACAGCAAUGGCUAUGAUGUCAUUCCGCAGUUUCUUCAAUACAUUCAAGAAUGAUGAGGGGAGCACAGAAGCGUUUCUAGCAUCUGUCACUACAACACUUACUCCAGACAUGUUUAGGAAGUUGGUCAACGUCGACAACACGGAGCUAUGCCUGGAAAUAUGGGACACUUCUGGAGAAGAGCGGUUCUGCAGUCCACUUGUGAGCACGUUCUACCGGAAGGCGGACGCGGCGAUUGUCAUGUACGAUGUUACACGUCCUUCCAGCUUGAGGGAAGUAUACUUUUGGGCAGACCAGGCCAGAACCAUGUCUGGGAACGAGAAUCUGAUGCUCACCUUGGUCGGCAAUAAAGUUGAUCAGAUGCCAUCCAGGAGGAUUACGCGAGGAGAGGGAACAGUGGUGGCAAAUAAACUUGGUAUGGACUUCUAUGAGGCAUCAUCUCGUGACAAGCUCUCCGUGGAUCACGUCUUUCUCAGCAUUGCAAGAAAGUAUGCUGCUGCAAAGCGUGCAGGCGUCUUCCACGCGAUGGAGACGGAGACGGAGGCAGAGCAAGCCUUGAAGCUGUCCACAUCGAAGAGCGGGAAAGUUCGCCCGCGUAAGAAAUGUUGCUGACAGUGAUACACUCCGAAACCUCAUCUUGUAUUAUAUCUCCAUACGCUCAUGACCCAUAGAGAAGACCCGGAUACGUCGUACAGCAGUGAUCCUCCUAUCAAUCAAUAAACCAUAUUCAUGUUAAAUUUC